AUGGCAGCAAAACAACAUGGACAGAGACCAACAGAGGAGCUGAGGGUUGUUCUGGUCGGUAAGACUGGAGCAGGGAAGAGUGCAUCAGGAAGCACCAUCCUGGGGAGAAAUGUUUUUAAGUCAAGGUUUUCUGCUGUUUUUCUGACAUCAAACUGUGAAAAGGCCAGAGGAAAGGUGGAUGGGCAAAUUGUGGCUGUUAUCGACACCCCAGGUUUGUUUGAUACUACAUUGUCCAAUGAGGAGGGACUGAGAAAGAUCGCUAUGUGCAUCUCUCUCUCUGCUCCUGGUCCCCAUGUGUUCCUGGUUGUGAUUCCAUUGGGUCGAUUCACAAAGGAGGAGCAGGAAACGGUGGCAAUCAUUCAGAAACUCUUUGGUGAAAAGGCUUCAAAAUACACCAUGGUUCUCUUCACACGUGGAGGUGAGCUUGAAGGAAGAACAAUCAAUGAUUUUUUACUUGAGAGUCCAGAUCUUCUGAGAUUUGUUGACAAAUGCCAUAGACAGUAUCAUGUCUUCAACAACAAAGUCCAGAACCCUUCUCAGGUGACUGAACUGCUUCAGAAGAUAAACUCUAUGGUUGGGAGGAAUGGAGGGAGCCACUACACCACUGAGAUGUUCCAGGAGGCUGAGAGAAAGAUUGAAGAAGAGAAAGAAAGGAUCCUGAAAGAGAAUGAACAGCAGAGAUGCAGCGAGAUGGAGGAAUUGAAGGCAAGGUUUGAAGGAGAACGUCUAAGAGAAGAAGAAGAGAAGCUGAGGAGAAAACAAGAAAGAGAAGCUAGAGAGAAAGCUGAAAAAAGAAAACACAUUUUAAUAGCAACUACCAGUAUCGGAAUCGGAGCGGCUUUGGGAAUAGUUGGAGGCCCAGUUGGUAUGACAGUUGGCGCAGCAGUGGGAGCUGCAGUGGGAGGUGGAGUAAAUAAAUGCAAUACUCAAUGA
Molecule: messenger RNA, 933 nt
Organism: Salvelinus sp. IW2-2015
Lineage: Eukaryota; Metazoa; Chordata; Actinopteri; Salmoniformes; Salmonidae
Source: RefSeq, a predicted model, not a curated record